Messenger RNA from Hyla sarda, 1173 nucleotides. Its product is annotated as olfactory receptor 1009-like. Gene Ontology annotation, biological process: G protein-coupled receptor signaling pathway. The record is from RefSeq and is a predicted model, not a curated record. Gene Ontology annotation, molecular function: olfactory receptor activity; G protein-coupled receptor activity. Gene Ontology annotation, cellular component: membrane. The transcript is spliced from 3 exons. The coding region runs from base 1 to 1173 and encodes 390 amino acids. NCBI's taxonomy places the organism in Eukaryota, Metazoa, Chordata, Amphibia, Anura, Hylidae.
AUGACUUGGUCAGAGUUAUUUACCUGUAAAAGACAUGCUAGACUAAAAAGGAUCGACACGAGUUUUGAUGUCUUCCUUAGGAUGUCACCUAGUGAUUUCUUCAUGCAGAUAAAAAUCCAGCAAGACUUUAUUCUAGAUUUAUCUAUGGACCGCAACACCGGAGACUCAUCAGACGAUAGCAGAGAUAUCUCCGGGGGGUUCUUCUACCUGGUCCCUUGUCUUCAUCUUGUAGAUAAAUAUCGUCAGGAGAACAACAGGACGGAGGUCACAGAGAUCCUUCUCUUAGGAUUUAAGGUCAAUGGAGGUUUAAGACUUUUCCUGUUCUGUCUGUUCCUUGUGGUUUAUUAUCUGAUAAUAUGUUGGAAUCUCCUGAUCAUCACCCUGGUGUCCAUCAGCAAGAACCUCCACACCCCAAUGUACUUCUUCAUCUCACAACUGUCUAUCAGUGACAUCUUAAUAUCCACAGAUAUUGUCCCCAAUAUGCUCCACAUCCUACGGAAUAAUGGGGGGACCAUGACUUUUAUUGGUUGUAUGACUCAAUAUUAUUUAUUCUGUACCUCAGAAGUAUUUGAAUGUUCUCUCCUCGCUGUGAUGUCUUAUGACAGAUAUGUGGCCAUCUGUAAUCCUCUCCGUUACUCUUCUAUCAUGACAAGUGGACAUUGUGUUAUACUGACCGUCAUCUGUUGGUUCAUUGGAUUUUCUGUUACUUUGAUUUAUACCAUAACAAUAGCAAAGCUAAACUUCUGUGGUCCUAAUGUCAUUGACCAUUUAUUUUGUGACCUUGUUCCCGUACUGGAGCUUUCCUGUUCUGACACCAUCAUUGUCCACUUGGAGAAUUAUGUAAUAGGUAUUCCAGUUAUUCUCUUUCCAACCACCAUCAUUGUAUUGUCUUAUACUUAUAUAGUUUUAGCAAUCCUAAGGAUCUCAUCCAAUAUUGGUAGACAGAAAGCCUUCUCCACCUGUAGCUCCCACCUUAUUGUGGUCUCCAUAUUCUAUGGGACUAUAUUCAGUGUAUAUAUUGUUCCAACAAAAGGCCGAACACUGACCAUGAGUAAAAUCCUCUCCCUGCUAUAUACUGUGUUUACUCCUUUGGUCAACCCUAUUAUAUACAGUCUGAGGAAUAAGGACAUUAAGAAAGCCAUACAAGAAAAACUCCAUAAGAGGGUGACCUAG